Calypte anna (Anna's hummingbird) is the source of this 1830-nucleotide messenger RNA. RefSeq names its product peroxisomal biogenesis factor 5 like (gene PEX5L). Gene Ontology annotation, cellular component: peroxisomal membrane; cytosol. NCBI's taxonomy places the organism in Eukaryota, Metazoa, Chordata, Aves, Apodiformes, Trochilidae. Gene Ontology annotation, molecular function: protein binding. The transcript has 14 exons. Gene Ontology annotation, biological process: protein import into peroxisome matrix, docking. The record is from RefSeq and is a predicted model, not a curated record. The coding region runs from base 16 to 1830 and encodes 604 amino acids.
GAUAAGGCUGUUGCCAUGGUGAUGAAGGAGAUUCCGAGGGAGGAGUCUGCAGAGGAAAAGCCCCUCCUUACUAUCACAUCACAGGGGUGCAGAGGCCAAAAGGAGGCAGAAUCAAGUGAAAAACUGGUCAAUGAACAACAGGAAAGCAGACCCCUUCUGAGCCCCUCCAUUGAUGACUUUCUCUGUGAAACUAAACCGGUAGCUGUUGCAAGGCCUGUAACAUCAAAUACUGCAGUAUUAUCAGCAGGUCUGGAUCUCUUGGAUCUUAGUGAACCUGUCUCACAAACCCAAAACAAAGCAAAGAAAUCAGAGAAUCCAUCAAGAAGUGAAGGCUUAAAAGCUUCAACCCACAGAAAGAAGACAGACAACUCUGACCUUAUCAGUGUGGACACUGAACAGAAAGUCCAGACUGUCAGAGUUUCAGACAAGUCCUCACUAGAUUUAGUUGAUAUUCAGACACAGCUUGAGAAAUGGGAUGAUGUCAGUUUUCCUGGAGACAGGAACAGCAAGGUCCUCCCUUCUUCAGAAAGAACCUCAUCAUCAUCUAGAGCUCCAUCAAAAGAGCUUUUAUGGUCCACAGAAAACAGGUCACAGUCUGAGCUGGCUAACGUCGUUGUCAAGAGUGCCUUGGACUCUGAUUCUACGUCAGAAUUAGAACUUGGAUCUGCAACACAGGCACGAUCAACAAAGGAGCAGCACUGGGGAAGGCCUCUUCUCUCCAGAAAUCACUCCUUGGAGGAGGAAUUUGAAAGAGCAAAGGCAGCUGUUGAGUCAGACACAGAGUUUUGGGAUAAGAUGCAAGCAGAAUGGGAAGAAAUGGCUCGCAGGAACUGGAUUUCAGAGAACCAGGAAGCACCAGGGCAAGUCACCAUCUCAACCAUUGAGAAGGGUUAUUAUUUCCAUACCGAGAAUCCCUUCAAAGACUGGCCUGGUGCUUUUGAGGAAGGACUGAAAAAAAUGAAAGAAGGUGACCUGCCAGUUACAAUCUUGUACCUGGAGGCUGCUAUUCUACAAGAACCCAACGAUGCUGAGGCCUGGCAGUUCCUGGGCAUAACACAGGCAGAGAAUGAAAAUGAGCAGGCAGCCAUUGUCGCCCUCCAAAGGUGCUUGGAACUACAGCCAAACAACUUAAAAGCUCUGAUGGCCCUGGCUGUAAGUUAUACUAACACUGGUCAUCAACAGGAAGCCUAUCAAGCUCUAAGAAACUGGAUAAAGCAAAACCCAAAAUACAAGUAUAUUGCCAAAAGCAAAAAAGGCUCCCCAGCGCUUACCAGGAGAAUGUCUAAGACAUCAGAAGAAAGCUCAUUACUUGAAGAAGUAAAGGAUUUGUACCUGGAGGCUGCUCACCAGAAUGGUGAUAUGAUAGACCCUGACUUGCAGACUGGACUUGGAGUUCUUUUCCACUUGAAUGGAGAAUUUAACAGAGCAAUAGAUGCAUUUAGUGCUGCUUUAACUGUCCGGCCAGAGGAUUAUACAUUAUGGAACCGUCUUGGAGCAACUUUGGCAAACGGGGAUCGAAGUGAAGAAGCUGUUGAGGCCUACACACGUGCUUUGGAAAUACAGCCUGGCUUCAUUAGGUCCAGAUACAAUUUGGGGAUAAGCUGCAUAAACCUAGGGGCAUACAGAGAGGCUGUCAGCAAUUUUCUCACUGCUCUCAAUUUGCAAAGGAAGAGCAGGAAUCAACAACAGGUUCCCCAUCCUGCUCUCUCAGGCAAUAUUUGGGCAGCACUUCGAAUUGCUCUGUCUAUGAUGGACCAGCCAGAACUAUUUCAAGCUGCCAAUGUGGGUGAUCUAGACAUUCUGUUAAGAGCUUUUAAUCUAGAGGUGUAA